UUGAUUGUAAUUUAUGGGAAGCACGAAUUUUGUGACAUUUCUUACGGGAACUCUGCACUCUCUCCAUCUCUUUCCCUAGAUCCAAAGAACGUUUACUCACUCUGCGUUCACACUUCCCUUCUUUGAUCUUCUCGCUUUCUUCGUCGAGGUGUUCUCAGAAAGAAUUGGAAGUUGUAUCUCAGUGAUCAAACUGCUGAGAUUGUUCCAGUAGGUUUGCUUUGGAAGUGAAGAUACAAGAAUGGUGAGAUCAUCGCCACGAAGAGGGCAGAGAUCAAAAGGAGUCUUGAAGGUGAAACACUGUGUUCAGCUGACGCUGUUGCUUGGUGUUGGGAUAUGGCUGAUUUAUCAAAUGAAGCAUUCACAUGAGAAGAAAGCUGUGUUUGAGGAGGGUUCAAAGAUCGCUGUUGAGGAUAAAGUGGUGAAGCUUGGAAGGAAAGAUCUUAAUCCGCGUGUUGAGCAGUCUACGAACCUGAAAGAUGAUGUGGAAGGUGAAGGGAGCAAGAAGGAGGAGAGUUUUAAUGGAGGAGGCUCAGGUACUGGUGAUAAGUUUGGUAAGGAGGCUGGAGAUGAGAGUGUAGACAGGGAGGAGGAAAGAGGCGAGGAGAGAUCGACUCAAGGGGAUAGUGAGAAGGAAACCGAAGGUACAGGGAAUGAAGAAAACAUCGAGGAUUCAAACAAUGAAGAAAGCGUGAAGAUGAUUGAAGAGAGUGAAGUUGGAAACGAGACGAGUAAUGAAGAAGCUAGAGAGAAGAAUUACAAGGGAGAUGAUGCGUCCAGCGAGGUAGUCCAUGAGACGGAAGAGAAGAGUGUGGAAAGUGAGGAAGAAAGUAAAUCCAACGGCACUGAGAAUGUUAGUUUCCAUGAAGACGAGUCAGGUCCCAAGGAUUCUGUUAUUAAGAAAGUAUCUUCAAACACAACUGAGGACAAUGGGGAGACUCGUAGUGAUGAUGGUGGGGAACAUGAGAGAAAGAAUGAGUCAGAUUCAAAGACAGAAACAGAGGAGAACACUAGCUCAUCUCUAGGUAAGGAGUCUGAUGAAACAAAAACUGAGAGUGAGAGUGAGAGUGUGGUGUUGGAGAAAGGGUUCUCUGAUUCUAAUGGUGAAUUGCCUGAGAGUAACCAGUCAACUUCCAAUGCAACUGAAACUACAGAAUCAACUGAAAAGACCAGCGAUGGAGAUGAGACCGGGAAAUCCACCGGUUAUCAAGAAACGAAAAACGAAGAAGACGAGAAGGAAAAGUUACAGUCUUCUGGACUCUCAUCUGAAGAGGAAAGUCAAAACAAAGAGUCCGAGAAAAAGGAAAAAGAAGAGUCUUCGUCCCAAGAAAAAAGUAAAGAGGAAGAACCUUCGAAAAAGGAGAAAGAAGAGUCCUCAUCCCAAGAGGAAGAAUCUGAGAAAAAGGAGAAAGAAGAGUCUGAGAAUGAAAACAAAGAAACUGAUAAAAAUGAGAAAGUAGAGUCUUCGUCCCAAGAGGAGCAUGAGAGCAAAGAAACCGAGAAAAGGGAGAAAGAAAAGUCCUCAGAAUCUCAGCAAAAGCAAAACGCCAACAGUGAAAAGAACAUUGAACAGGUGGUACCUACUGAUUCUUCAAACACACAGGAGAAGAGCGAGGAACCAAAAACUGACGAAAGCAAGAGUGUAUCUGGCAACGGGCAAAUCAAAUCAGAUUCUGAUAUAAAGGAAACAGAGGAUGACACUUCAAAAACAGAGUCGGAGAAAGUGGAAAACAACAAAAGUGGUGAAACAGAGAAGACGCAGAACGAUCAAGAACAUACCAAGUCCACUUCAGAUAAUAAUGUUCCUCAGGAUGUUAAGGAUGUUCGAAGUGAUCUGGACUCUCUUCCCAAGUCCAGUAAUGGUUUAACUAACGACAAAGUCGCUGCUGAGUGAU
Messenger RNA from Eutrema salsugineum, 1892 nucleotides. Its product is annotated as dentin sialophosphoprotein. Lineage: Eukaryota; Viridiplantae; Streptophyta; Magnoliopsida; Brassicales; Brassicaceae. The record is from RefSeq and is a predicted model, not a curated record. The transcript has 2 exons. Bases 239 to 1891 code for a protein of 550 amino acids.